AUGUUGGCAGCAAUUUUUCAAACCUCCAUCGAUAGUGGAUGUACACCAUCUAAAUGGAAACAUGCUAAUGUGUGUGGUGUGCAUAAGAAUGAUCCCAAAUCAGAUCCCGCAAAUUACAGACCUAUUUCACUAACCUGCAUAUCAUCAAAGGUCCUCGAACAUAUUAUUCAUAGUCACGUGAUGAAACACCUAGAACAACACGCGAUGCUCACAGAUGUACAACAUGGAUUCAGAGCAAGACGAUCCACAGUAACGCAAUUAAUCCCGGCGGCGAUUCAUGAUAUGGCCAAGGCGAUCCAAGACAAUAAGUCGAUUCAUGCCGCAGUAUUAGACUUUAGCAAGGCCUUCGAUAAAGUUCCUCACAAACUUCUUAUUAUUAAGUUACAGUAUUAUGGAAUCCAUGGAUCCCUGCUUCGUUGCUUUGAGUCAUUCAUAACUAACCGUUCUCAAACAGUGGUGUGUGAAGGCAAGCAUUCCCACCCUACCCAGAUAACAUCUGGAGUUCCGCAGGGAACUGUGUUCGGACCACUUUUAUUUUUAUUAUACGUAAACGAUCUGCCGGACAAUCUGAAGUCCCAAAUCAGACUUUUCGCCGAUGAUGCGUUACUAUAUGGCGUAAUGUCAAAUGAGGAGAAUGGUGACCAACUCCAGGAAGAUUUACAACAACUCGAAGAGUGGCAAAAUAAGUGGCAAAUGUCAUUUAAUCCUUCUAAGUGUAAAACGAUCUGUAUUUCUACCAAGAAAACACCACCCCAGAGGGUAUAUUCCUUCUGUGGGGUCAAACUGGAACAAGUUGAAUCGAUGUCAUACUUGGGAGUCACUUUUAAUGAUGAUUUGAAGUGGUCCAAUCAUGUCUCUACUAUCCCUAGUAAAGCAAGCAGAGUCUUAGGAAUGAUGAAAAGAAAUCUUUGGAACUGCCCUAAAAAAGUGAAAGAAAUUGCAUACACGGCAAUUGUACGCCCAAAACUUGAAUACGCGUGUGCUGCUUGGGAUCCCUAUCUUCAAAAGGACAUCGCUUCUCUUGAGAGAGUUCAGAGAAAAGCAGCACGGUUUUGUAGCAACAAUUAUCAGGGAUGCCGGAACUGGGGGGACAGGGGGGACGGCUGCCCCCCCCUGCCUUUUGCUAGGGGGGCAGGGGGGGGGGCAAAAGUGCCCCGUUUAGUUGUAAAAUUUUACGUGAUAAAUCACAUUUCCAACGAUGCUUUUUGUAGGAAAAUCAUGAGUUUCAGGCAAUUUAUAGUUAAUAUUUGCCUUUUGUUAUGUCCGAAAAAAAGUUUUGAUCCCUAAAAUGGUACACUGACCAAAUCAUCGGAAUCAUCGUUCCGGCGUCCCUGUAUUUCUCUGUUCGCUAGAAGUUCAAACCCAUGUGAGGUAUGAUUAGUUAGACACUUAAAAACAAAUAAACAUUUAUGAUACAAUCUGCGUUGUUCAAGAGUGGUCCAGCGUAAAGCGUCUAACACGUCUGCUGCCGAUGAAAAAAUGGUCUAUCUAAAACAAUCUUGGCGGCUUUUUUCUGGAGUAUCUGAAGAUAGUUCAUUAACAUUGUAUUAUUUUUGCCUCCCCAUAUAACAUCCGCAUAGUCAAAGAUUGGGAGUACGAGACUGUUAUAAAAAAGGAUUCGUGCAUUAAAUUGUAGCAGGUGUUUAAUCCUACGAAGUAGACCUAGGCGUUGAUUGACUUUAGCGGAAAUGCGAUCUAUAUGUUCUGACCAGGUGAAAUUGGCUGUGAUGGUGACUCCUAAGUACUUGAAAUUGCUGGCGUUGGAGACUUACAGACUGAUAGACACAGAUAUCGACGAUAUAUUACAUAACUUCCUAUCGCUGCCUAUAAUCAUUGAUCGAGUUUUAUUUAAAUUCAGUGUCAGCUUAUUCUCAUUUAACCAAAUCGCUAACUUGAGUAAAUCUUCAUUAAGAUUUUUUUCAAGAUCAUUGACAUCUGAGGCGUAG
Messenger RNA from Paramuricea clavata, 1946 nucleotides. The record is from the annotation of a GenBank genome assembly. Lineage: Eukaryota; Metazoa; Cnidaria; Anthozoa; Malacalcyonacea; Plexauridae.